CGGGAAAAAAUGAAUUUGUGAUGAUGAUUCAUAGUCACAAACAAAUUGUAAUCACAUUAUAAAUUCCUUGUCGUGUUACUCAUCAAGCAAGUUUAUAAGUUAUUACAAGUUUCUGUGUUAUAUUGUGAAUACUCGCAAACCAAAAUGUUUUCAACUAACCCUAACUAUUCCAAGCUGAAAACUCAUUUGCGGCUAGCUUUAAAUCGUCUGAAGUUGUUGGAAAAGAAGAAAACAGAACUAGCUCUGAAGGCACGCAAAGAAAUUGCGGAUUAUAUAGCUGCUGGGAAAAGCGAACGAGCUAAAAUUCGCGUGGAACAUAUCAUCAGAGAAGAUUACAUGGUGGAAGCAAUGGAAAUAGUAGAAAUGUACUGUGACCUCAUCCUGGCGAGGUUUGGACUUGUCACACAGAUGAAGGAAUUGGACGAGGGUCUUGCAGAGUCUAUAUCCAGUCUGAUUUGGGUGGCUCCUAGAAUGCAUACAGAUAUACAGGAAUUGAAAGUAAUUUCAGAUCUAUUAACAGCGAAGUACGGUAAAAUCUAUGCAGACGCUUGUAGAAACGAAAGUGUGAACACAAUCAGCGAGAAGCUGCGACACAAGUUGUCCGUACAGAGCCCUCCCAAGAUACUUGUGGAGAAGUACUUGAUAGAAAUCGCCAAGAACUACAAUGUGGAGUAUACACCUGAUGAACAAGUCAUGAGGGGGGAAGAAGAAGGCCGUGACGCGCUCCUCAUCGACAUCGGCGGGCCUCCAAACCCGCCGGGCUUCAUCGGAUACCCGAUGCAGAUGCCUCAGAUGCCAAGUGUACAGCCCUUUAGCUAUCCCUCGGAACCUUCACAUGGCAAAGCUGGUGGGUUCAUAGCAACCCCUCCAGGCAACUACGGUGGUCCCAGUCAGUCUCCUAUGGGGUAUAAUUUACCCCCAGGCGUAGACUCAAAAAAUCUGAGCAACAGUUUUCUUCAGGAUGAGAUGCAUAAUCUGCCACCUGCUUAUGACAGCAUUAAUCACGAUAUGCCAUCUCUCCCGCCGCAACCACCGCAACCGCAACCGCAGCCGCGGCCGCGCACCGUCCAAGCACCGAACCUGUUCCCGGAACUCCCGGAGCUUCCCUCCGUGCCCUCCGACCUCAUCCUGCCCUCAGUGCCUCACAGCCACGGCUCAGGGACCAGCAACAAUGGACCAGGAUCAGGAUCUGGUAAUACACCGAACGCGCCCGAUGAGAUUGACUUUGAUGACCUGAAUCGCCGGUUUGAAGAGUUGAAGAAGAAAAAGUAAUGAGAGUUGAAUUUUCACACUGUUCGGCUCAGUCUUAAUUUAAAUCGAUGACUUGAAUAAUGAGGUUAAAUCUUUCUUUCGCUAUCAAAUC
Ostrinia nubilalis (European corn borer) is the source of this 1363-nucleotide messenger RNA. RefSeq names its product IST1 homolog (gene Ist1). The record is from RefSeq and is a predicted model, not a curated record. Lineage: Eukaryota; Metazoa; Arthropoda; Insecta; Lepidoptera; Crambidae. The coding region runs from base 145 to 1272 and encodes 375 amino acids. Gene Ontology annotation, biological process: protein transport. The transcript is spliced from 7 exons.